AUGGGGAACCUUACUGUCUUAUGCAUGUAUCAGCUUCCGCAUCUACAAACUAGUCCAAGAUUGCUUCACAAGUCAUCCCUGCCUUACUGCUUAGGAAACGUUGGUUUGCUUAGUUGGCAACUUCUUGACAUGUUAAGCCCACACGUUAGUUACAAUAUGACACAGUUUGUGGUUGAAUCCGUGCUUGAGAAAUUGGACUCACUCAUCCAAAAGGGGUUAAGACCAUUUCUGAGUUUUGAUCAAGACCUUAUGAGGCUUGCUAACAUGUUCGCUACUAUCAAGGCUUCGCUUGAAGAUGCUGAGGAGAAACAAUUCUCAGACACAGCUGUUAAGGAUUGGCUGAAAAACCUAAAUGCUGCUGCUCAGAUGGUGGAAGACAUUAUUGAUGAUUGUGCCUAUGAAGCAUUGGGGUUGGAGUACCAAGGAGUCAAAGGUGAUCGAUCAUACAAGGUACAACGCUCUUGCUUAUUCUCUUUUCAUCCCAAGCAUGUUGUUUUCGGUUACAAAACUGCUAAGAAAAUGAAAGAGAUAAGAGAGAGAGUAAAAGAAAUUGUCGAAGAAAAGUCUUUGUUUCAGUUAACUGAAACUGAAAUGAUUGCGGAGCGCCAAACUACCUUUUCCAUCCCAAAAGUUUAUGGAAGAGAAAAAGAUGUUGAUAAUAUUUUGAAGUACUUGUUUGAGAGUUUUUACUAUAGAUUUGAAGAGGAUUUAAAGGUCUUUCCAAUUGUAGGUGAAGAUGAAAUUGUAAAAACUACAAUUGCCAAACUCAUUUUUGAUCAUUGGAGGGUAGUCAACCACUUUGAGUUAAGAAUUAGGGUAUGUAUAUGUCUGGAUUUCAGUUGGAGGAGAAUGAUAGAAGCUAUCGUCAAAGCAGCUAUUGGGUGUAACUGCGAGGAUUUGGAUAUAGAGCUACUACAAAAUAAACUUCUAUAUCUUCUCCAAAGAAAAAGAUACUUGCUUGUUUUGAAUGUCGCAUUAUAUUACGAGCAACAGGAUUGGGAAAGAUUUUCUGAGAACAGGCGGAGGUUGAAAUCAGUAUUAGAUUGUGGGAAAAAGGGUGCUCCCAUUUUGGUCACUACUUGUCUUCCAGAGAACAAAGUAAAACAGGAAGAGCUUGUGGUGAUAGGGAAGGAGAUAGUAAAGAAGUAUGGGCAAAUACCUCUUGCAAUAAAACUAGUGGGAGAUCUUCUACGCUUCAAAAGAGAGAAAGAAGAGUGGCUCUAUGUUAUGAAAAGCAACAUUUGGAAAGUUCCAGCACGUGAGGACCUAUCUAUUGCCACAUGGGUACAGUGUCCACCUUCCUCCCGAGGAUUGCCACAAACUAUCAAGCUUGCCACCUCAGAUGGGGAAAGGAGUUUAACAUCGUACUUUGUCAGCAACGAAAGAGAGUUCUUUUUGACAGACUUGGGAGCGCUGAAGCUGAGAGAAGAUCUUGACAUCUAG
Sphenostylis stenocarpa is the source of this 1443-nucleotide messenger RNA. NCBI's taxonomy places the organism in Eukaryota, Viridiplantae, Streptophyta, Magnoliopsida, Fabales, Fabaceae. The record is from the annotation of a GenBank genome assembly.